ACGCUGUUCUUUGCAUCUGCCGAGGUUCGCGAUGAUCCUCUUCGACUUUCAGCUGCAGCGGUCCCCUAUGGCUUUCUCAGGAUGAGCAGCCAGCUUGCGUGAAAGUGUCAAACAGCUGUUGUGCAUCAUGACAAAAGCCUGUGAUGCUUGUUACAUUCGGCGGACAAAGUGCUCUGGCAGCCAACCAUGUCGAUGCUGUACUAUUAGCGAUCUGAAUUGCACAUACGAGCGACGUCAUAAGAAGCGUGGCCCUCAGGGCAAAAAUGUUGCUCAAAUUAGGGCUACACUUGGCUCGGGAGCCAGCUCUUCGCCGUCCACAUCACCCUCAAACUCCACGGAGCCGUCGAGGCUGCUCCAGCAAGCUGCUUCUUCCGAGCAGCCGAGCUUGCUAGAUUGGAACGAGGAUACCUUCUUAUUCGAGCCGGCCACAGCUUUGGUAUCUGACAUAUUCACUGUUCUCCCAGGUGGGGAAGGCCUGGACGGUGGCCUGUUUCAAAUUGAGCCUCAUCAUCCUCCGAUCCCCUCUUUCGCCUCCUCUACCUCGUUAUCAGAUCCUUCCAUCAUCCAGCCGCAACAUGCCGGGGCUUCCCAGCUGCUUCUGCUCGAGGACUACCUAUCAAAUGCUCUGCAGCGGUUCUUGAUCCACAUCUUUCCCCUCUACCCAGUCAUCGACGCCGAAGAGGUUCAAAAGCGAUUCGUCGAUCAAGUCCACCUACAUGAUAAGCAGUUUGCUGCUCUCGUCUUGUCCAUAAGUGCUUUGGCGGCCCUUCUACCCGCUGCAGACAUGGCAAAGACUUUGGCUGCUAGGAACAAGGCCAAUUCUCUGGUCGACAUGGCCAUUGGACUUCACAAUACGGCCGAUUUGGGGGACCGACCGACUCUGGAUUGCAUCACCACCAGCAUGAUGUUGUCAUCAUCAGCACUGAUUCUCAAGGGUCCAACUGUGGCAUACAUAAGACACCGCGAAGCUAUCAGCCUUGCCGAAGUCCUCAACCUCACUGAACCUCAGGCGUACGAGAAUUUCGAUGAACCGAAUAAGGAGCGAGCGUUGCGGAUCUAUUGGGCUCUAGCUAUAGCCGAGCGAUCGAACUCUCUGAUCAUGUCCCGCCCAAUCACCUUCAGGUCGGCGUUGACCUGCCUUCCCUUGGGUUUUCCCAUCCAAUCCGGGCUGUCGCUCGCGCUUCGGCCUACGGCUCGGCUUUAUGAGCUCAUGGAACCGUCACUCAUCGACUGUAUCAUUGGAAAAUGCUAUCCACAGACAUGUGGACUCAGUACACAGCUUGCUCUUAGUGCGCAUCGUAGUCUCGCGGACGUCAGUGUAGAAGGUUGCGUCUCCGAAGUCCAAGUAGCAGAUACGCUGCUCAGUGCCCAGUGGAUGCACGUCAAAAUCUGGCAAGCUUGCGUGACACACUCACUGCUCAACUUCAGGGCGUCACAGCCCGAAUUGCGGAUAGAGUACCCAAUCGAUUGUCUAUCAGCAACCGUGGCUGCCACGCAGAAAAUUUCGAGGCGGGCUAUCUGCGGCAAUGGCCAUGUGAUGGGAUUGAAGCUCAAAGUCAUUGCGGAGGCAGCUGAAGCCACCUUAAAGCUGCCAGAACCACCGAAGCUAUCGGCUCAAUUCUCGUCUGUGGACAUGGUGGAGCGAUCCAUCUUGACGCUUAAAUGCCUGGCGACAGAAGUUGCAUCGCUGCAGUGGUUUCGAUGGCAUGAGUCUUCCGCAAUUCCCUCUUGAGAUCUCCCUUGUUUGGUAACCGUUGUAGAGAAGCCCAAUCAUGCACGUUGUCA
This is a messenger RNA of Kockovaella imperatae, 1785 nucleotides long. RefSeq lists its product as hypothetical. The transcript is spliced from 5 exons. The record is from RefSeq and is a predicted model, not a curated record. Lineage: Eukaryota; Fungi; Basidiomycota; Tremellomycetes; Tremellales; Cuniculitremaceae. The coding region runs from base 128 to 1732 and encodes 534 amino acids. Gene Ontology annotation, molecular function: DNA-binding transcription factor activity, RNA polymerase II-specific; zinc ion binding. Gene Ontology annotation, biological process: regulation of DNA-templated transcription.